AUGGAAGCGUCCGUUCCUCGAAGGUAUCCCGUUCCAUUUCUUAAGAACUAUGAAAUUCUGUAUCUUUCCAGAUCUAAGAACGAAAGCAACAUUAAAACAGGAAGACAGAUGAUGAAAUUCAGAAGAGAGCGUAGUUUAAAUAAGAAGAAAGUAAAUUUAGAAUUUUUUGCCUUCCGUCGCCAUUUUCGUAUUGUCGUAGAACCAUCAAUGGAGGAUGUGGUGGCUGUGGACACAUUAGUACAAUUUUACGAUGCAAACAGCAGUGAAAUAUCAAAACUAAAUGAUCUUGGAGUUGAAGUGUACAAGGGUGUACUAAUAGAUGUUCCUCAAUCAUUUGUAAUUGGAUAUUUUAACAAUGGAAUCUUUCAGAGUGUCAUUCAAUGGCAAGAAAUAUUAUAUAAUAUUGAACCCGCAUCAAAUUAUAUUAACGAUCAAGUAAAUUUUGAUGCUGUUAUCUAUAGAGAUUCGGAUAUAAUUGCUGAUGAAAGUAAUUACUUAAAAUGUAAUAAUUUGGAAAGAAUUAAGAGGCAUGUAAUCAACAGUAAAUCUUCAUUUCGUAAUUGGAGAAACAGAAACGACAGGAAUAAUUUUAGUUUUACUAAAAAAGUUUGUACGAUAGAAAUGGUUAUUGAUCCUACAUUAUAUAAUGUUGAUGGAAAUUCCAUCAAUUAUUUGUUACACGAAAUGAGCGCUUAUGUACAGUUUGCAGAUAAGAUUUUUCGUAAUGCAGACUUUAACAGAAAUUCUUUACCGGAUAAUAUUGGCCUUCAGUUGAAAAAGAUUACAGUUUUUAAGGACUGGAAAAACGAAAAUUACCCUUUCAAAGCUACAGUUAUGCAAAAAUAUGCGAGAGCUUCAACUUUGUUACAAGAAACUGGAAAUUAUCAGAAUGAGUUUUGUUUAGUACACUUUUUUGUUCAUUGUUUCUUCAAACAUUUCAGAGGAGGGAUAGCACGAAUAGGAUCGAUAAGUGGAAAUGGCAUUUGUAUGAAUUCCAAAGUAGAUAAUAUCUCUAGAAAUACUGGAAUUACUUCGACUAAAANCGAAUCAUAA
This is a messenger RNA of Centruroides sculpturatus (bark scorpion), 1053 nucleotides long. RefSeq names its product disintegrin and metalloproteinase domain-containing protein 10-like. Gene Ontology annotation, molecular function: metalloendopeptidase activity. Gene Ontology annotation, cellular component: plasma membrane. The transcript has a single exon. Gene Ontology annotation, biological process: Notch signaling pathway; membrane protein ectodomain proteolysis. NCBI's taxonomy places the organism in Eukaryota, Metazoa, Arthropoda, Arachnida, Scorpiones, Buthidae. Bases 1 to 1053 code for a protein of 350 amino acids. The record is from RefSeq and is a predicted model, not a curated record.